This is a messenger RNA of Cynara cardunculus var. scolymus (artichoke), 661 nucleotides long. RefSeq lists its product as uncharacterized. The transcript has a single exon. Gene Ontology annotation, molecular function: zinc ion binding; nucleic acid binding. Lineage: Eukaryota; Viridiplantae; Streptophyta; Magnoliopsida; Asterales; Asteraceae. The annotation marks the transcript as partial. The record is from RefSeq and is a predicted model, not a curated record.
AUGAUUGGAAAGGAGGUAGACAAAUACACAGCUCGUUUUCAUGAGCUUGCCAAGUUAGUACCUCAUAUGGUCACUCCAGAGGAGAAACGAAUUGAUCAGUACAUCUGGGGAUUGGCACCUGAAAUCCGAGGGAUGGUCACUUCAGCAAACCCAACCACUAUACAAAAAGCGGUGGUGUUGGCAAAUCGUCUGACAAAUGAUGCAGUUAGAUCAGGGAUUUUAAAGCAAGACAAAUUAGGUGGAAAGAGGAAACUAGAGGGGCAAUCGUGGAAAAGGACCAACAACGACUUAGGCAAAAACCAAAAAGUGAUAAGAAACUUUGGGGCUCAGUCUCAAAUAGGAGAAAAGGGCAAGGGGACUUACCCUAAAUGUGGCAAGUGCAAUUAUCACCAUAGCGGGAGAUGCAUUAUUUGUUUCAAAUGCAAUAAAGGAGGUCAUUUCGCUAAAGAUUACAAGAUCAGAGAGAAUCAAUCAUGCCAUGAGUGCGGAAGCCCAAAUCACUUCAGGAAUAAGUGCCCAAGGAUAAUUAGAAGAUCGAGCAUCAACAAUGCCGGAAACCAGGAAAGGCAAACCAGUCAGGGAGAUCGAGGAGGCCAGGCUCGGGGAAGGGCAUUUGCAAUGGGAGCCGAAGAGGCACGUCAAGAGCCUAAUGUUGUGACAG